AUGGGAACAGAGAAAAUGGAAUUGAAGAUGGCGUUAGCUGAGUGCGAAGACCAACUUAAAGCAUCAGGAGAUGGGUUGGAUGAAGAAGAGGUGAAAUUGGUGGAGCUGAAAACUCACUUAGAUUCAGCAAAUGAAGCAAAGAGAGCAGCUGAGAUAGAACUUGGGGCCACCAUCGGAAAGCUUAGAAUAUCAAGAGAAAGGUUAAAUGGAGCUGGGGUGAAUUUGGUGGAGUUGUGUACUCAGUUUGCUAUGGCAAAUGAAACAAAGAGCAUAGCGGAUGUAGAACUUAAGGCUACUAACAUAGAGAAAGAAGUGGCAGAGUCACGACUCACAGUUGUUGUAGAAGCUGGCUUAAGAGCAUUGCUUUCAAUAGUUGGUUCUCUGGAAAAAAAGGGUUCAAAGAGAGCGUACUUUUUCAGGGGAAACUGUUGCCAAAUGUUGAAAAUUGGAAAAUGA
This is a messenger RNA of Ilex paraguariensis (yerba mate), 456 nucleotides long. Lineage: Eukaryota; Viridiplantae; Streptophyta; Magnoliopsida; Aquifoliales; Aquifoliaceae. The record is from the annotation of a GenBank genome assembly.